AUGCCUAAUUUUUUUGGUUUGGGAGCAGUGUAAGCUCGAGAGCGUGGAGGAGUGGGGAGAAUCAAAAUGUGCUGCUUAAUCAGAUUAGGACGGAUUUCUGCUGAUGAAUUAAAAUCCUGAAAAGUAGUUACUAGGAGCUCAAGAGACUGGCAGGGAAGCUGGCUGCAACGAUGCCAGCGAUAAAUAUAGAGGAUCUCAGCGAAAAGGAGAAACUGAAAAUGGAAGUAGAACAGCUACGCAAAGAAGUCAAAUUGGACAGGCAACCUGUUUCGAAGUGUUCAGAAGAAAUUAAAAAUUACAUUGAAGAAAGAUCUGGAGAAGAUCCUCUGGUGAAAGGCAUUCCUGAAGACAGAAAUCCUUUUAAAGAGAAAGGAGGCUGCAUAAUUGCUUAGAGGAACAGGAUUUAGGCAAUUUUUGAAAGUGGCAUAAUAACAAAAACCCUUGAAGAACUAGCUCAAUUUAUGUUCCAGUUCUUAUCAAACCAAUACAGAUUUUUUUAAAAAAAAAAUGAGAAUGGAAAUAUCUGCUUAUAAUUUCCUUCCCUGAAGCAGAUUCUUGCUUAAUGUAUCACUAAACACAUUCCUAGAAGCUGUUACCUGCUUUUUAAAUUUCCUGUGCUGCUCUUGGUUUGAAUAAUGAUAUUAAAAAAACCCUAAUUGUACACCUAA
Anolis sagrei ordinatus is the source of this 668-nucleotide messenger RNA. Its product is annotated as guanine nucleotide-binding protein G(I)/G(S)/G(O) subunit gamma-11. The record is from RefSeq and is a predicted model, not a curated record. Gene Ontology annotation, biological process: G protein-coupled receptor signaling pathway. Lineage: Eukaryota; Metazoa; Chordata; Lepidosauria; Squamata; Anolidae. Gene Ontology annotation, molecular function: G-protein beta-subunit binding. Gene Ontology annotation, cellular component: heterotrimeric G-protein complex.